GUCCAAUUACACAAACUUAUAUACACUAAAAAUUUAGAAAUGAAGAUAAUAGAUUUGGAAAAUAAAUAAGUAAAUAAAUAAAAACUACAGGAAUCACACUUUAGUAAAAACACAAAAUUUGCAUUUUACAAAUGACUUAUACAAAUCCACCAUCGUUAGAAAUCAGAAGGUAUAAUUAAAAUGGAUAUAUGUCCAAGAACACAAACUUAUAUACAUUAAAAAUUUAGAAAUGAGGAUACUAGAUUUGGAAAAUAAAUAAGUGAAUAAAAUAAAAACUACAGAAAUCACACUUUAGUAAAAACACAAAAUUUGCAUUUUACAAAUGACUUAUACAAAUCCACCAUCGUUAGAAAUCAGAAGGUAUAAUCAAAAUGGAUAACUGUCCAAUAACACAAACUUCUAUACACUAAAAAUUUAGAAAUGAGGAUAACAGAUUUGAAAAAUAAAUAAGUAAAUAAAAUAAAAACUACAGGAAUCACACUUUAGUAAAAACACAAAAUUUGCAUUUUACAAAUGUCUUAUACAAAUCCACCAUCGCUAGAAAUCAAUAUGAUUAAUUUAUUGCAGACAAAAUAAGAAAAAUUAAACUGAGACCAAGCAUCUGCAACGAAAAGCAAUUACAAGAAUGUACAAAUAUAAAAACAUAUAAUAGCGGCCCAAUUAUUGAAAAAAAAUAAAAACAAAAAGUUAUCAUACUACUACACUUACCUCAAAACUAAAUCAAUGCAAUUUUCUGCACUUACCUCAAAACUAAAUCAAUCAAUGCAAGUUUACAAUCAAUAGCAAAUACAUGAAUGUACAAAAUUCAAAUAUACAUAACUUCUGUUCAAUGGAUUGAAGCUCCAGCCCCUCUAACAACCCGGGCCUAACUGCAUUCCCACAUUCUAGAAUGGAGAUCAAAUCAGACGAAAUUUGGUGCAGAAUGAUCAUGACAAUAUCCUCUUUAAUUUGUGAUCAAAAUGAGGACUCAGAACAUCAUGGAUCGCACUGCAUUGGUGGUCGAAGUUUAUAGAUUUAGCCAGAUUUUUGCCCCUCCAUGAAAAAUUUGUUUCAAGACGAUCAAUGGGCAUCAAAAUGUUCGUGACGGAUCAAGCAUCGAUUCUACGACGAUCGAUCGCCCGAAUCACCAUCGUAAGGGUUCGAAAAAGCUCUCGAAGUCUAGCAAUGACAAGAGGCCCCUCAGGGAGGGAUGAUUUUGUCAUUUGGUCAAAAAUCAAAUGGGUAUUUUGGUCAUUAUGCCCAAAAACGGGAUUUUAUUUUAAUUCAUUUAACAUGUAAUUUUCAGCAAUUUGGAUUAAUUUUGAGCAUUCCACCCAUGUUUGGUGGUUGUUCUACAUAAACAUGUUUAGGUCAUUUGUACAGGGGCUUGAUCAUUUUUUAAUGAAAUUGAGGCAUUAAGCUCAUGUUUUGCUUCUAACUCCUAGAUUAAGUGGUGAGGAGAGAGAAAGCUUUUAGAAAGAGAAACUACCCUUAGCCCAUACACCCUAGCCUACACCAUAGCCCCUACAUCCAAGUCUAGACCCUAUACCACCCUAGUUCAUACAUCCUAGCCUACCCCAUGAUCCAUACACACCAACCUUGACCCACGUCUAGCCCCCUCUCUCUCUCAUGUGUAAGCAAGGGGUCUAAAGGUGGAGCACCUAGACUUGGUCACACCCCACACCUAUUCUUUCCCCUCUCUCCUUCUUUCUCUCUCUACCCCGUUCUUUCUGCACAACAACCCGAAGCCACAGCUACUUACAGCUCCUCUCUCUCUCUCUGUGCACUCCUUCACUGUGUACGGAGCCGCAGCAAAACCUGCAGGGACGGAGCUGCAGCAGCUCUGUCUCUGCAUCUCCGUUCCUGCAGCUCCGUCCUUGCUAUCUCUGCAGCUCUAUCUCUACAGCUCCGUCCCUGCAACUCCAUCUCUGCAGCCCUGUCCCUGCAGCUCUGUCUCUGCAGCCCCAUCCUUGCAGCCCCAUCCUUGCCGCUCCAUGUCUGCAACUCCAUUCCUGUAGCUCCAUCCAUGCAGUUCCGUCUCUACAGCUAUGUCCCAGCUCCGUCUCUUUCUCUCUGCGCUCUUUCGUUGCGUAUGGAACUGCAGCAAAACCUGCAGCUGGCACCCUGUGGCUCCACUCUCAUCUUUUUGCCUCUUUUGUACUCACACGUGUGUCCGACCCGUCGCGCGGACACGAACCUUUCUUGUCAUUUUUCCUCACUCUCUCUUGUAUACCGAUAGUAUCUCUUAACCACUAUGUGUUGGACUUAGUGCUCUUUAGAGCCAUUUUAAGAGUUUUAACACUCCGAUUACCACUCCAACUUCCACUCCAUACAGUUGAGUUGAGUUAUCAGAGGCAUAUAUGCUCUCGCCCUCACUCACUCCGUUGGAGUCAUCUUGAGUUGGUAGUCAUGAGAGUUCCAACUCUUUUGUUGCUCUGAUUGUCGAGUCUUGUAACGCUCAGAUGGGUAAGAGAAUGUCAGUCCCCCCUCUUCUUCAUUCCUUCUUUGCCAGCCAACCCCCAUUCGUGUGAACCAUCAUAGUGGAGUGCCAUUUGAACUCAUACUGCAAGUUUCGAGAUAAAAGGACGAGAUGAUGUGUUGAAAUUUGAGGAGAGUUCGUGUCCAAACCGUGCUGGCAGAUAGCCGGAGGGCUGCGUAAUUAUUUUAAGAGGGCGACUGCUCGGGCAUAUCUCCGAACCCCCAAACGACGAGGUAGGCGCCUAAACGCAUCCUUGUCGAUAAAAUUUCUCUUGUUGUUGGUUCCUAUCCGCAUUAAGAAGAGCACAUGUGCACGCUUAAUACACCAAGGCAUGUGGCCCCUUCGCGGUUGUUUGAGAGAGUUUUCUCCGGACUGACACACUGUCGAGCGCGAAAUGAAGAUCAAGCCUUGACCAACUGUGAGUAUGAAAGAGGCAAAAACAUGAGGGUGGGGCUGCAGGUGACGGAGCCGCAGGUGAUAGAGCCACAGGUUUUGCUGCAGUUCCGUACACAGAGAAAGAGCGCAGAGAGAAAGAGAUGGAGUUGCAGAGACAGAGUUGUAGGUAUGGAGCUGUAGAGAUGGAGCUGCAGGGACGGAGCUGUAGGGACAGGGCUGCACCAACGUCGAAAGAUUGGUGGUUUGUGAUGAUGAAGACUGGGAAGAGCUGGGAUUUACCCUUGCAGCACUUGCUCAUGUUUCGCACAAUUCCAUGCCAGACAAAAAGAACAAUAAGUUAUGCCACGAGUGGAGGUCUGGCUGUUCAACCAUUGCAGGAACAUGCAUGCUUUAGUAUUUCAUCCCCAUCAUCAUGCAUGGAAGAUAUAUCUCUUUUCCUGAAGUACAUCAACCUCUUUGCAGCUUUUGAUAUGGUUAUGUACAACAAAAGGAAAUGGAAAGUUCGCACAACAUCAAGCUCUUAUCCACUAGGGUUAUGUACAACAAACGGAAAUGGAUAGUUCACACAACAUAAAGCUAUUGUCCACUCCUCUUGUAGUCCUUUGUCAUUGCACAGAGAAAUUUGUAAUGGACAAGUCUUGAAGGACACUUCAAUAUUGAUGUUCCUGUUGCUUGCUAUCAUUCCUUGCUACAUUGUUUAGUGCAGUUUUGGGUUUGGUUAUGAUGGGUUUGAAAUUGAAUUACCUACAAGUACCUUCAUCAACUUGUAUUCUCAAGAUGGAAAGCACUAUUUAUUUAUUUUUUUAUGAUA
This is a messenger RNA of Amborella trichopoda, 3665 nucleotides long. RefSeq lists its product as uncharacterized. The record is from RefSeq and is a predicted model, not a curated record. NCBI's taxonomy places the organism in Eukaryota, Viridiplantae, Streptophyta, Magnoliopsida, Amborellales, Amborellaceae.